AUGUCUCGUCGCUGGGCGCGAAAGCUUGAACGCUGCUGUUGCACAUUCGCGACCUACAUCCCUCUGCUCUUCGUCUAUGGCUUGACGACCUGGGCCGUCUGGGUGGAUGUCACCAUUGGGUCCGCGCCCUCCAAAGCCUCGUGGCUCGGCUCCGCGUCUUCCGCCGGCGCUCUCCUCCUCUACGGCCUUCUCAACUGGUCCUACACUACCGCCGUCUUCACGAGCCCGGGGAGCACGACAAACGAUAAUGGCUACAGCACAUUACCCACCGAGGCGCCCCCGGCCGCCACCUCUUUCACCGUCAAGUCCAACGGCGAGCUCCGAUUCUGCAAGAAGUGCCAGGCGAGGAAACCGGACCGGGCCCAUCACUGCUCAACCUGCCGCCGCUGCGUUCUGAAAAUGGACCACCACUGCCCUUGGCUGGCGACUUGCAUCGGCUUGAAGAACCACAAGGCCUUCCUGCUGUUCCUGAUAUACACGACGCUAUUCUGCUUCUACAGCUUCUUUGUCUCCGGCAGCUGGGUGUACACGGAGGUCAUCAACAACACGACAUACGUUGAGACGCUGAUGCCCAUCAACUAUGUUAUACUCAGCGUCAUCGCCGGCAUCAUCGGCAUCGUUGUGGGUGCCUUCACGGGAUGGCACAUCUUGCUUGCGAGUCGGGGCCAGACGACGAUUGAGUGCUUGGAAAAGACGCGUUAUCUGUCGCCGUUGAAGAAGCAAAUGAAGCACCAAUUCGUCGCCCAGCACAACGGCGAGGGUAUCCCCUUGCCCGCAUACGGCCAACAGCUCCUCGACAUCCAUGCGAACGCCCUCCCGGGUAUCACGCGACCCGAAGAAGGCGAAGAAUACCGGGGUCAGCCGGGCGGCUCGAGGCCGACGCACCAGUCGUACGAAGAGAUGGAACGCGAGCGGGCAAAGAAGCGCUACGAAGAGUACCUCGACGAGCAGGACUCUGAGAAGCUCCCCAACGCAUUCGACCUCGGCACAAAACGAAACCUCAUGCAUCUCUUCGGUCCCAAGCCCUUGCUAUGGUUCGUUCCCGUCUGCAACACCACCGGUGACGGCUGGGCCUGGGAGGCCAGUCCGAACUGGCUAGCGGCUCGCGAGAGACUCGCCAGGGAACGCCAGGAACAGCGCGCGCGCGAGAUCAACGCCGGCUGGGGCACCGACGAACCCCCUACCUUUAUGCGUGAGGCGCCGCCUACGAAACCCGACGGCGCAGGUCGUCACUACCUCACCUCACCACCUCCGCCCGCCAACGGUUCGCGUAAGACGCUCUCCAAGGCCGACCGGGUCCUAGGCCGCGACCCCAACUUGUACGCCGACGGGUUCCAGGAGUCGAUGCCCCUGCGGAAGCUUAGCCCGCGCGGCCGGGCCCUCGAGGACGAGCUGGACGACAGCGACCUCGACAUGGAAGACCCGGUGGCGGCGGAGCACCGCGCCCUGAAUCUUGUCACCAACGGUGGUUGGGGACGCAGCGGCGCCAGCGGGCUAUUGAGAAAGCAUAGCCCGUCGUCGCCGUCAUUCAGGGAUCAGCCCGAGAAUGACGACGAUGUGGACUGA
This is a messenger RNA of Colletotrichum orchidophilum, 1566 nucleotides long. Its product is annotated as DHHC zinc finger domain-containing protein. The coding region runs from base 1 to 1566 and encodes 521 amino acids. NCBI's taxonomy places the organism in Eukaryota, Fungi, Ascomycota, Sordariomycetes, Glomerellales, Glomerellaceae. The record is from RefSeq and is a predicted model, not a curated record. Gene Ontology annotation, molecular function: palmitoyltransferase activity. The transcript has 2 exons.